AUGCACCGCCGCGAACCCUUUUCAGAAGAAGCGUCAAAGCUAGAAUUGCAGGGACGCGAGAGACCCUCGAUGUUGUAUAUGCAAAAGAAAAAAGGUUUUCUUAGGUGGGAAACAGGCAAAGGCCAAGACAAGGGCACUCAGUUCCUUCGAGAAGAGGUUGGACAAGAGGCUUGUCCGCCGUCUCCCCAGCAGUGCCCUGACAUUUUGAAAUCUCACCCCUUGUUGGCCACAAGUGACCCUGAGACCCUGUCUUACCCUGUCUGGGGCAACACAGGGCCGGGCGUCGGCCACAAGGACUGGGAAGUCGGGAGGUACGUCUGCACGGAGCCGGGUGAAGACCCAGGGCUUCAGCAAAGUUCGGCCGAGUUUGAAACCCAGCGCGCGCGCUCCGCCUCCCCGGGCUUUCCCUCCCGGCUGUUCAAGGAUGGGGUUCCGAACAGAGGGCGUAAGGACGCGAGUAACCGAGGUGAGGCGACAGUGGAAACGGUCGGAAGAGGGUGCGUCCCGCCUCCCUGCGAAGUACAGAAAUCUCUCUCCCUUGGCACAGAAACAACUCUCGAGGCAGGUCCGCCGAAGAGAGCGUCGCAGCUGUCGUGGCCAGAACUUCGCAGCCCGGAUACUUGGGCAGAGAGAAGCCGCCGCUGGCUCACCGCAGCGUCCCUCCUCCCUUCUCGGCAGCGCUUUCAGUUUGAAGUGUUUCUCCUUUACGCAGACCACCCCUCUCCCCCACCUCCCGCCCCCAGCGUGCCUUUGCUGGAAACGGUUACUCCUUUUAAAAAUUGGAAAAUCAAUACCAGUUUAGCCUCUUCCGUGAGAUGA
Rangifer tarandus platyrhynchus (Svalbard reindeer) is the source of this 819-nucleotide messenger RNA. NCBI's taxonomy places the organism in Eukaryota, Metazoa, Chordata, Mammalia, Artiodactyla, Cervidae. The record is from the annotation of a GenBank genome assembly.